UUGAAUGCAGAGCAGAAGCCAUGGCUCAAGGAGGAAACAUCUGAUGGGAUCUCCUUUGCACCUGCCUGGCAGCUCAGAGCAGCCCUUCUGAACAGGCUGCUUCUUCAGCUACCUGAACUUCUGGUGGCAGGAGCCACCUUCGUAUUUGUCUUGUCAGGAUUUAGUCCCAGCAUUAUCAGGUUUGGAGGCUCGUUUUGCAGUGGCUGCACGCUGCCACCAUGGCACCGAGACUCCUGGGAAUGGGGCCCUUCUCCCUCCUCAGCCUUGGAGUCCUGCUCCUGCUCCUGGCUCUCCCUGCUGAUGCUGGGCUCUCUCAGAAGCAUGUCUCAGACGUGGUGGAUGACAGCAAGGACAACAUCACCAUUUUCACACGCAUCCUGGACCGGCUCCUGGACGGCUACGACAACCGCCUGCGGCCCGGCCUCGGAGACAGUGUAACUGAAGUCAAGACAGACAUUUACGUGACGAGUUUCGGCCCUGUCUCGGACACAGACAUGGAAUACACCAUUGACGUCUUUUUCCGGCAAUCCUGGAGAGAUGAAAGGCUGAAAUUUGAUGGUCCCAUGAAAAUCCUUCCCCUGAACAACCUGCUGGCCAGCAAGAUCUGGACUCCUGACACGUUCUUCCACAACGGGAAGAAAUCUGUUGCCCACAACAUGACCACCCCCAACAAGCUGCUGCGCCUGGUGGACAACGGCACCCUGCUGUACACCAUGAGGCUGACCAUCCACGCCGAGUGCCCCAUGCACCUGGAGGACUUCCCCAUGGACGUGCACGCCUGCCCCCUGAAAUUUGGGAGCUAUGCCUACACAAAGACAGAGGUGAUCUACACCUGGACCCUGGGGAAGGACAAAUCUGUGGAAGUAGCCAAAGGUGGAUCCCGCCUGAACCAGUAUGACCUGCUGGGCCACGUGGUUGGCACGGAGAUGGUUCGAUCCAGCACAGGGGAAUACGUCGUCAUGACCACGCACUUCCACCUCAAGAGGAAGAUUGGGUACUUUGUGAUCCAGACCUACCUGCCCUGCAUCAUGACUGUCAUCCUGUCCCAGGUCUCCUUCUGGCUCAACAGGGAGUCUGUCCCUGCCCGCACAGUUUUUGGUGUCACCACGGUGCUCACCAUGACCACACUAAGCAUCAGCGCCAGAAACUCCUUGCCCAAGGUGGCGUACGCGACGGCCAUGGACUGGUUCAUAGCCGUCUGUUACGCCUUCGUGUUUUCUGCGCUGAUCGAGUUCGCCACCGUCAACUACUUCACCAAGCGCAGCUGGGCCUGGGAUGGCAAGAAGGUGCUGGAGGCCCAGGAGAUGAAGAAAAAAGAGCCGGUGGCGCUGGCCAAGAAAACCAACAACACCUACAACAUCGUUGGCACCACCUACGCCCUGAACAUCUCCAAGGAGCCCGGCCUGCCCACCAUCUCCAAGAGUGCUGCUGCCACUGCCACUGCCACCAGCGUGCCCCCCAAGCUGCCCCGCCUGGAGGAGAAGCUCCCCGAGAGCAAGAAGACCUACAACAGCGUCAGCAAGGUAGACAAGAUGUCCCGCAUCGUCUUCCCAGUGCUCUUUGCCAUUUUCAACCUGGUCUACUGGGCCACCUAUGUGAACCGGGAGUCAGCUAUCAAGGGAAUGAUCCCCAAACAGUAAAACAGGUCACACAAACCUUCCAUCUGUCAGCAUCAUCCCAGCAGGAAUUCUCCAGGGCUUUCUUCUUUUCUUGUUUGGUUUAAUUAUUAUUGUUCAUUUGAUAUUAUGAUUAUGGUUAUUAUUAUUAUUAUUAUUAUGUCACUCUUUUAUAAUGUAAACGAAACUGUGAUUUUAAUUUAAUCCCAUAUAUACUUUGGUUUGGUUUACUUUGAUGAUGAAAGCUAAAAAAAAAAUAAUAAGGGAUCAUAA
Molecule: messenger RNA, 1889 nt
Organism: Melospiza georgiana
Lineage: Eukaryota; Metazoa; Chordata; Aves; Passeriformes; Passerellidae
Product: gamma-aminobutyric acid receptor subunit alpha-3-like
Exons: 11
Coding region: 219-1640 (473 amino acids)
Biological process (GO): synaptic transmission, GABAergic; gamma-aminobutyric acid signaling pathway; monoatomic ion transmembrane transport
Cellular component (GO): postsynapse; neuron projection; GABA-A receptor complex
Molecular function (GO): GABA-A receptor activity; benzodiazepine receptor activity; transmitter-gated monoatomic ion channel activity involved in regulation of postsynaptic membrane potential
Source: RefSeq, a predicted model, not a curated record